AUGGAACAUCCGACCAAGAAGCUGAAACGAUCAGAAAGCAACGGUCGACGACAUCUUGGUUCGCAUUCUUCCUCUUCUUCUUCUUCCUCACAACGUGCCAGCCGAUCGCAGCAACAACAACCCCAAUCAGCCAGUGACAGCAAGUCUUCUAUUACUCAUCAGCGCUAUAGUCUAAGAACUAAAAGGAAACCCACAACCGCUACCAGCACUACAAAGAAAUCAUCGAAUACGGCUGAUACAUUUGCUGAAUCAUCCACAUCGCAACAGCAACCGUCGAAUAGCAACAACGCCGCCGCCGCAGCAGCAUCCUCUACCAUUGGAAGUAAGAAACGUUCGCAAAAGAGAAAACAAACGACAACAGAAUCCAGCAGCACUCCUAGAAAACGCCAACGCGCCCCUUCUACUCGUACACGUCGCAACAACAACAACAGCAACAACAGCAAAAUGGAAAAUGAUCAUGCAGAAGAAUUAAAGCGCUCUACUACUACUACGACGACGGCGACGACAACCCGACAACGAGCGAAUAGCAGAGGACCAUCCACUCGACAAGCUGCCAAAAGUAGUGAGGCAUCAUCAAAACGAAAGGGUAAAGGCAAAGCACCUGAUCAAGAGCAUAGUAAAUCCACGUCAACCACCACCAGGCGCAGGGCUAAGAAGCAAGCCGAUCCGGAAGAAUUGGAAUCACAUGAGCCUGAGUCUGACUUGGAUACGACCACCACUCCUGUUUCCUAUUUCCAAUACUUUGACGACGACGAUAUGGAAGACGACAGGGAGCAUACUUUUGACGAUGAGGAUGAAUAUGAACAUGGAGACAGCUAUCAAGAUGACCAUCCACGACACGACGAUGCUCAAGCCAUGCAUGAAGAUUUGGACGAUGAGGAGGAAGACGAGGAAGACGACGACGAUGAAGACGACGAUGACACUGACGAAUUGGAACGCAUUCGACGCAGCUUUGGUUUACAAUUAUCAAGUUCCUUUGGUGGCAUGAUGUCCGAUAUGAGCAGUCGGCUUCGUUCGAUCCUUGCCAGUCUCAAAAACGACGAACCCACUAUGCAACUGGUGGCAUUACAAGAGCUUGCAGAAAUCUUAUCUGUGAGCAGUGAGGAGAAUCUUGCCGGUUAUUUUGCCAGUGACAGCUUCGUCAAGGAACUUGUACGCAUCAUGAAAGGUCCCACCGAUCUACUAGGUGGUGGUCUUGGUGGUGGUGGUGAUAUGGAUGAUGACAUGAUGAUGGCAUUGGCUAUGAGUGAAGGCAUAGGUGGUGGCAACCCCGAAAUCGCAUUAUUGGCUUGUCGAUGUAUCUCCAACUUGCUGGAUGCAAUGCCUACCGCUGUGACAAGCGUCGUGUAUCAUGGUGCCGUCGGUGUCUUAUGCCAGAAACUCAAGUCUAUUGAAUACAUUGAUUUGGCCGAACAGGCUCUAUGUGCAUUGGAAAAGGUUGCACAACACUUGCCAAGGGCCGUAGUACACGAGGGCGGUUUAAGCGCAGCAUUGAUGUACUUUGACUUUUUCAGCAUCCAUUCUCAACGCACAGCAUUACGCACAGCUGCCAAUUGUAUGCGUGGCGUCGAUGCAGACUCAUUUCCUCAAGUCAUGGAAGUCGUUCCUACCCUCCUCAAUACCAUCUCUUAUCCGGAUCGCACAGUGAUCGAAUUGACAUGCUUAUGCUGGGUCAAGUUUGCUGAGACGUAUCGCAACAACAGUGAAUUAUUGGAAAAAGCGAUCACCAAGGAGCUUUUGGAAAAGAUGACCACCUUGAUCCCAGUCCCUGGCAACACCAACGUAGUACGACCCUCAACAUUCACCGAUCUUUUGCGCAUCUUUCGUGUCAUUUCACGUGGAUCUCCUAAACUUGGCUAUGAUCUCAUCGAGCUCAAGAUUGUGGACACCUUGUAUCGUGUCUUGGUGGGUGCUGCCAAGGCCCCCGAAGAUACGGUCCCAACGGAUGUGUCCUUGGACAGCAAAUGGCGUGAUUCAGUGCAUUCUAUCUUGAGAAUCUUUGUCGAUGUACUUCCAUCACUUCCAAAAGAUGGCAUGUUUAGCUCAAGACGAUUCAAGGAAACAUCCUCUCGAGGUGAAGGCACAGAGGAAACGAGCAGCACCACCACUACCACAAAGGACAAAGGAAACAACAACAAGCAAGUGGAUCCUCGUGUGGAAUUGUUGGAAAAGAAUGCGGAUGUUGUCAAACGCCUUGAUCAAUUGUGUAUCCCUGUAUUACUGGAAGUGUACAUGUCAACGGUUACUUUGCGCACGCGACAGCUUGUCACCCACAACCUUGUCAAGCUCAUUCACUUUUCCAAUGCGGAUACUUUGCAACAAAUCCUCAAAGAUCUCCCAUUAUCAAGUUUCCUUGCUGGUAUCCUAGCACAACAAGAACAUUCUUCCCUUGUCAUUGAUGCAUUGUUCCAAGUCGAAUUGCUUUUGAAAAAACUCCCGGAGGUGUAUCGAUUCCUCUUUGAACGUGAAGGUGUAUUGCAUGAAGUGGAGAUGCUUGCCAAUGCACCCAUGCAAGAUGAAUCACAAGCAGAAGAGAAUGCCGACAACAAGAACAAGCAAGGUGAAGGCGAUAGUUCAGAACCCUCCAAAGAUUCGGAUGAGCCUGCCUCAGCAUUGGAUGUCCUACGCAGUAUGCAAGAAUCCAUUCGUGAAGCACAAGCAGCCGUUGACGAACAAGAAAGCAGUGAAGAAGAAGAAGAAGAGGAAGAGGAAGAAGAAGAGGAUAAUAAUGACGAUGAGGAUGAUAACAACAACAUUAAGGCAUCCACAUCUUCAUCCCAAGCCGACAAGAAUCAAGCGGUGCCAUCUUCUGACAAGAAACGUAAGAGCUCAUCACGACGACGACAACCACAACAACAAGAGGAUGAUAAAAGCAGCAGCCAAACCGAAUCCACCCCACCUAGGCGUCGACUAUUUGAUCGUAGUGGUUUGCAUGCACUUUUGCGCAGUCGUUUUGGUGCUCCUCAAGUGCCUACCCCUGAAUCUGAGAAGGGCAUUGGUCGUGGAUCUACCCGACGUUAUAUUAUUCGCUUGGCACAAAACAUCCUAAGUGAAUAUCAAGCACAAGAUCAAGAAGGUGUAUCCAAAUCAUCGAGCACGCUACAAGAGAUCAAGGAUUGUGCGCAAUCCCUCAAAGGAACAUCCACUGAUCCAGAGGCGCGUCACACAUUGGAAAAGUUGAUGGGCUAUUUGCAAGGUUUCAAGAUGGGCAUCAGCAGCUUUGAAUUGAUGAAUUCAGGGCUUAUGGAAACAUUGCUUGCCUAUCUCACGGAUGACAAGGAUGCUUCGUUCCAUGCUCAGCUUGAUACACGACGCCAGACAUUUAUUGAUAUGUUUUUGAAACGUGAGGCGACAAUGGAAGCAGACGAGAUUUAUCCUGUGCGUGUCUUGGUGAUGCGUCUUCAAGAGGUGCUUAGCCGUUCUGAACCCUUUGAAGUGGUGACACCUUUGGAAUCUUCCUCCCUUGGUGACAAUUUCCGUAAUCCUACAAGCAUGCUUGCCAAGCAGUUACGUUUGCGUCUGUCCGGAAGAGGAUCCGAUAUCCCCGUUGAAUAUCAGCAAUUGAUGGUGUCUACGCAUGCUGUGGCAACAUUCAAGGUGCUGGAAGAGUAUUUAUUGGCACGCAUUGGCAGCAUGUCUUCUUCUUCUGCUGCUGCUGAUGCUUCAUCAAGACGACGACGACGACGACGAGGUGGUUUGGAAGAAGAUGAAGAUUUGGAAGAUGAUGAUGAUGAGGAGAACUCUGAAAUCGAAGAGAUUGAUGUGGAUAAUAUGGAUGAAGAGGAGGAGGAGGAAAAUCAUCACGAGCUAAUCUUUUAUGAUGAUGAAAAGGAGGAUGCCAUCGAACAAGAACAACAACCAGAGGAAGAGAAGGCUGAAACAUCCAAAGGCAAAAAGACAUCAUCAUCAUCCACGGAGAACAAGCCUGGCAAAUGGACCAUUCGCUUUUACCUUAACGAUACCCUGAUCAGCAACGACACCACGGUCUAUGGCGCUGUUCAUCAAUAUGAAAUCAACAACAACAACAACAACACACGAGCCAGCAGUUCUAUGCGCAACAUUUGGAUCACAUCAUAUCCUGUCACAUUUGAACGUGUGUAUGUUACGAAGGAUGAUGAGGAAAAAGAGCAACAAGCAUCCACAACAACAUCACGAACAAAAGAGGGUUGUGAGCGUCCUUCCGUGUUGACAGAUGAAUCCGUUUGUACCCGUGCUCUUCAACUGCUUCGCGUGUUGAUGGAUCUUGCGCGUCCUUUGACCUAUUGCACCCUUCCCUUGCAAGACUUUGUGAAUCGUAAGGUGGCUGCCAAGAUGAAUCGACAAUUGGAAGAGCCUCUUAUUGUGGCCAGCUCAUGUCUUCCUCGUUGGACCUAUUGGUUGAUGUUGAAGGCCCCCUUCCUAUUCCCAUUUGAAACACGCUAUCUUUUCAUCCAAAGUACGUCGUUUGGUUAUUCACGAUUGAUUGCACGAUGGCAAAGUAUGCAAAUGCGGAACAACCAGCAACGCGAUGAUCAUCACCACAGCCAACAACCUGUCUUGGGACGUAUGGAGCGGCAAAAAGUGCGAAUCAUGCGAUCACAAAUGCUCGAGUCAGCGAUCAAGAUCCUGGAUCUCUUUGGCAGUUCGCAAUCGGUGUUGGAAAUCGAAUACAAUGGGGAAGAAGGCACAGGCUUGGGACCCACACUUGAAUUUUAUGCAGCAACAUCUCGUGAAUUUUGCAAAAAGAGUCUCAACAUGUGGCGCGAUGAUGAUACCAACGCUGAAGAAGAAUACGUUAUUGCCAAACAUGGUCUAUUCCCAAAACCACUCGCCAAAUCAGGAAGCACCAAGAUUAUCAACUUGUUCAAGACGUUGGGUCAAUUCAUGGCCAAAGCGAUGCUCGAUUUCCGUAUCAUUGACUUGCCAUUCAGCGCCGCCUUUUUCAAGGUCGCCAUCGGUCAUGAACAACCCAGCACGUCUCUUGUAGCUGAAAUUGAUCCUGUCCUUGGUCAAUCCAUCCAGCGAUUACAAGCCUAUGUUGACCAAAAGCGUGCAAUUUAUGCAGACAAAUCAAAGACCAACCAAGAGAAAUUGGAUGCCGCCAGCAAGAUUCAAGUAGACGGAUGCGGCAUUGAAGAUCUAUGCUUAGACUUUACUCUUCCUGGUGAAGCUAAUCUCGAAUUGAAGGCGGGUGGUGCCGAUAUUCCAGUGACGAUCAACAAUGUGGAAGAAUACAUAGAUUUGCUCCAAGACAAGCUUGCAGGCUCUGGCAUUGCAAAACAAAUGGAUGCUUUCCGACAAGGUUUUGAUCAGCUUUUUGCAUUGGAUGACCUCAAGAUUUUAACAUACAAUGAAUUGGUGUCAUUGUACGGCGUUUCUUCGGAAGAUUGGUCCUAUGCCACAUUGGCGGAUGCUAUCAAGGCUGACCAUGGAUUCUCAAUGGAAAGUGUCUCGUUCAAAAACUUGCUUACCAUUUUGUCCGAAAUGAAUGAUGAUGAACGACGCGAGUUUUUGCAAUUCACCACUGGAAGCCCUCGAUUGCCCAUUGGAGGAUGGAAAGCUAUGCGACCUGUGUUUACUGUGGUAUGCAAAACGGCCGAAUCACCCCUUUCACCUGACGACUAUUUACCAUCGGUGAUGACCUGUGCCAACUAUCUCAAGAUGCCUGAUUAUUCGAGCAAGGAAAAAAUGCGAACGAGGUUAUUGACAUCCAUGCGAGAAGGCAAGAACAGCUUUUUGCUAUCUUAG
Molecule: messenger RNA, 5727 nt
Organism: Lichtheimia ornata
Lineage: Eukaryota; Fungi; Mucoromycota; Mucoromycetes; Mucorales; Lichtheimiaceae
Exons: 10
Coding region: 1-5727 (1908 amino acids)
Biological process (GO): protein polyubiquitination; proteasome-mediated ubiquitin-dependent protein catabolic process
Cellular component (GO): nuclear speck
Molecular function (GO): ubiquitin protein ligase activity
Source: RefSeq, a predicted model, not a curated record